Stylonychia lemnae is the source of this 1965-nucleotide messenger RNA. NCBI's taxonomy places the organism in Eukaryota, Ciliophora, Spirotrichea, Sporadotrichida, Oxytrichidae. The record is from the annotation of a GenBank genome assembly.
AUGAGUUAAUCAAAUAAGUCUAGCAGACCUGCAUCAGUCGCAAAGAGUGCUUUAUCUUAAAAGACAAACAAUCAACCAAAUAACUUACAAACACCUACUCCAGGAUAAGCAUUAACAGCCAAUAUUCAUAACUAUCAAUCUCAUGAUACUUUUGGAAAUUAAUAUCUUAAAUAAGAGUAACACGCUUAGAGUGGAAAAUGGGGACCAGAGAAAGUUCUUCAUAACAAUGAUUUAAUGAAGUAAUAAGAAGAGCUUAAAAAAAUAAUUAAGCAGAAAUAUGAAAUGAUCUAUAAGUUUUAAGAAUUUCCAGCAGAAUGUUUUAUUGCAUAGAUUUCUUUCACACAUUUGAAUACUUUCAUUGUCACUACAGAUGGUAGAGUUUUUUCUUGGGGAGGAAUCACAUUUUGUCUUGGUAGAGAAUUCAUAAAAGGCAAUGAAAAAGACAUAGAUGAGAUUGAAUACUUUGAUUCACCAAUUGUAAAGUUGGCUACUGGCAGAACUCAUGUGCUUGCUCUUGAUGUUAAAGGUAGAGUUUAUUCGUGGGGCAAAAAUGAUCAUGGAUAAUUGGGUCUCUCUGAUAAAUCUGAUAAAGAAUUCCCAACUAAAGUAGAUAGUCUCAGAAACAUUGUUCAGAUAUAUGCAGGUGACAAUAUGAGUUUUGCAGUUGAUAAAUUUGGCGACACUUUUGCUUGGGGACAAAACAAGCAUAACUGUCUGCUAAUUAAUGAUAAAGAAUAAAUAUGGGCUUUUGCCAACUUGCCUUAGAGAGUGAAGUUUCCAUCCUACUUCUAAAAGAGUUCAAAUGUUAAUGUGAUUGUAAAUAAUUAAAAUGGAGUGACUAUGUAUGAGGCAAAAAGGCCAGUUAAGAGUGUGGCUAGUGAAACAUAGCAAGAACUUGAUAAAGCCAAGACAGAAAACUACAAACUAAGAAUAUAAGUAAAGGAACUAGAAAAGAAAAUUGCUAAAUGGGGUUCUCAGGACCAAACUGUAGAUGAAGAAAUGGAAAUUAAGAAAAAAUGCUCAAACGAUAAGGUGAUCAGAAAUCUUGCUAUUUUAAUUAAGAAAAUAGAGACAGAGACUCAAAAUGCAAGUUAGGAUUAAAAGGACUUUAACAAGGAGCUAAAGAUAUUGAACUCUGAGAUAGAAAGUUAUAAUAAGUAACUGAUGGAGCUGGAAAGUAAGGAGCGAGAGAUAUUAAAAAGUAGUGCAGGAGCAAAUGCUGAUGGUAGAUAAGAUAAAAAAGAACUUUAAAAAGCUAAUAAUGCUAUGAAGAGUGCAAUUCAUUAAAAACUGGUAAUGAGAGAGAAGGAAAGAUAUGAACUUCAUUAAAAAGGAGAAAAAGCAAAGUAAACAAUAGAUGAAAUGGCUGAGAAUCUCAAAAUAUACACCUCAAUUUUGAAUGAAAGAAAAAGGACUUUAGUCAAUGCUUACUUAAUGAAAAACUAAGAUGAUUUAGAAAGAAUUCUCGAAACUCUUUACUCUCAUUUCCAACUAGUUUAAAAGACCUCAUUCGAUAUGAUGAGCAAGGAUAACUUAGACUACUUGGGUUCAAAAGAGAUCUUGAUUAAAUCUAAUAAUGAGCUAUAAAGAUUAAUGAAAGAGCUCAAUCAGCAGAAAAUUGAGAAGGAUGAUAUUAGAUAUGAUAUCUUUAGCAUGAUAUAUGAAAUGAUUCUUGAUAACAUCAAUUUAAGGCUUAAACAAAAUAAUUAUAUAGAAGGCAUCUUAGAACAAACUAACCAGAAGAUGGAGAAAUAUGUCUAUCAGUUUUAAAAGAAAAUAGAAGAAGAACUGUUGAGUACUGGAUAAACUCUCUUGCCAUCUAAGAAGAAGUAACCUUUAACCAAAGGUUUUGAUGAUGAGGAUGAGGACAAAAAUGAAGAUGGGGAAUUUGGAAAAAGAAAGCAACUCAGAUAAAUAUAAUUUGAUGAAAAGCCAAAAAAAGAAAAAAAUAGAAUGUGCUCUUGA